AUGGCUCAUCUGAAGCUGCUUCUUCUUUUUCUGUCGCUUGGCAUCACAGCGAGCACGGGGGUAGAUUUGCACAAGAGAAUCUUUCACGACCACAGCUGUGAAAGUACUGAGCGUCUGUAUCAUGUGAAGGUAACUGCAGAAAGAGGACCAGUUUCAACUCUCUGUGGUGGCUCACUGAUCCAUCCACAGUGGGUUCUGACUGCAGCUCACUGCUGGAAAUCAGGAAGGGAUAUGUAUGCACAUUUAGGGAUUCAUCCACAUCCAAGUCAAGGACAAAAGGUGAAAGUCACAGAGAAAUUCAUCUUUCAAGACAAAAAUGGAAAUCAUGACAUCAUGCUACUGAAACUCCCUACCCUGUCUACCCCGUCUAACAUUCAGCCUGUUGCCUUACCUGACUGCUCAAAUCCUCCCAACAUAGGAGAUGUCAUUCAGGUCGCAGGCCUUGGUUGUUAUACGGUAGAUGUAAACUACAAAAAACUCCCUGAUCUACCACCUCAUCUCCAGUGUGGAAAUAUGCAUGUUGUUGACUGUGGGCCUACCAGAUACUCUAAAUGUUAUUUGGUCUUGCCAUAUGGCAACAGGAUGUGUUACAAAGAACCUCGAGUAGAUACAUGUGAGGGUGAUUCUGGUGGUGGAGUGAUCUACAAUAACAUGAUUUAUGGUGUACACAUUGGUGGUGCUGAUCCAUGUGUCUUUAAUAAACUGUCUGUUUCUUUGAAGGUGGCUUAUGACACCUGCACCAAGGAAGAUAUCAUGGAAAAGCUGGUCCUCGAGCAGUAUCUCAAAGUACUGUUCCCUGAGGUGAAGACUUGGGUAAAAGAGCACAACCCAGGAACUGCUAAGAAGGCUGCUGAACUGGUUGAUGCCUAUGUAGCUGCUCAUAAUGGCCAUGGGGUUUGCCGUUACGCUGGCCAGCUCAGACCACAAGGAGGGGUCACCCGGACCCGUCCCCCCAUCCCACUGAGGCUUGGGGGUCGAGGGGACCCCAGGCCUCCUGACUGCCCGUAG
Molecule: messenger RNA, 1008 nt
Organism: Archocentrus centrarchus (flier cichlid)
Lineage: Eukaryota; Metazoa; Chordata; Actinopteri; Cichliformes; Cichlidae
Product: thrombin-like enzyme gyroxin B2.1
Exons: 8
Coding region: 1-1008 (335 amino acids)
Biological process (GO): proteolysis
Cellular component (GO): secretory granule
Molecular function (GO): serine-type endopeptidase activity
Source: RefSeq, a predicted model, not a curated record